Molecule: messenger RNA, 2763 nt
Organism: Miscanthus lutarioriparius
Lineage: Eukaryota; Viridiplantae; Streptophyta; Magnoliopsida; Poales; Poaceae
Source: the annotation of a GenBank genome assembly
AUGACACGCCGGGAAGUGGCAACCUCGCUGCACCGAUCGCUUGCCAGGUUCUUCGUGCAUGACUACCCAGAGAAAUUUCACUCGCUUGUCGCUGACAAGGCUAGCCAUCACAGAGCCCUGGGCUCUACGGACCUCGCGUGUGCCCUGCAGGCGUGCAGGGGGCGAGGCAACCGAUGGCCGCUCGUGCUGGAGAUCCACGCGACGUCAGUCGUGCAUGGGCUUGGGGCUGACCGCCUUAUAGGCAACCUGCUGAUUGAUUUGUACGCCAAGAAUGGGCUCGUGUGGCAGGCAAGGCAGGUGUUCAAGGAACUUUCUGCGAGGGACCAUGUCUCAUGGGUUGCCAUGCUGUCAGGGUAUGCACAGAAUGGUCUUGGAAAGGAAGCUUUCAGACUUUACAGCCAGAUGCAUUGGAGUGCUGUUGUUCCUACGCCGUAUGUUCUGUCUAGUGUGCUGAGUGCUUGCACUAAAGGAAAACUUUUUGCACAAGGUUGGAUGAUCCAUGCCCAAGUUUACAAGCAAGCAUUCUGUUCGGAGACCUUUGUGGGCAAUGCACUUAUUGCGCUUUACUUAGGAUACGGAUCCUUUAAGCUAGCAGAAAGGGUAUUUUGUGACAUGCUGUUCUGUGAUAGAGUGACGUUCAAUACAUUGAUCUCAGGACAUGCUCAAUGUGGAUAUGGUGAGCGUGCUUUGCAGAUUUUUGAUGAGAUGCAGUUGUCAGGGCUCAGGCCUGAUUGUGUGACAGUUGCUAGUUUGCUUGCAGCCUGUGCCUCUGUGGGAGAUCUUCAAAAGGGGAAGCAGCUCCAUUCGUAUUUACUGAAGGCAGGUAUGUCUUUUGAUUACAUAACGGAAGGCUCACUCCUUGAUCUGUAUGUGAAAUGUGGUGACAUUGAAACAGCACAUGAUAUCUUCAAUUUGGGUGAUAGGACAAACGUGGUGCUAUGGAAUUUAAUGCUUGUGGCAUAUGGGCAGAUUAGUGAUCUAGCAAAAUCCUUUGAAAUCUUUUGUCAGAUGCAAGCUACAGGUAUACGCCCCAACCAAUUCACCUACCCGUGCAUUUUGAGGACUUGCAUUUGCAGUGGGCAAAUUGAACUUGGAGAGCAGAUUCAUUCAUUAAGCAUAAAAAAUGGAUUCGAAUCUGAUAUGUAUGUUAGUGGUGUCUUGAUAGAUAUGUAUUCUAAAUAUGGCUAUCUUGAUAAAGCUCGAAAAAUUCUUGAAAUGCUUGAUAAAAAAGAUGUGGUUUCUUGGACCUCAAUGAUUGCUGGAUAUGUGCAGCAUGACUUUUGUGAAGAGGCUCUUGCAACAUUCAAAGAAAUGCAGGACUAUGGAGUUUGGCCAGAUAACAUAGGACUGGCUAGUGCUUCAAGUGCCUGUGCUGGAAUCAAAGCAAUGCGCCAGGGCCUGCAGAUUCAUGCUCGGGUUUAUGUCUCUGGUUAUGCAGCUGAUAUUUCAAUUUGGAACACGUUGGUAAACCUGUAUGCAAGAUGUGGAAGCAGUGAAGAAGCUUUCUCUUUGUUUCGGGCAAUUGAACACAAGGAUGAGAUCUCAUGGAAUGGAUUGAUAUCUGGUUUUGGGCAAAGUCGUCUUUAUGAACAAGCUCUCAUGGUAUUCAUGCAGAUGGGUCAAGCAGGUGCCAAGUACAAUGUGUUCACAUUUGUUUCCUCUAUUAGCGCUUUAGCUAACCUUGCAGAUAUAAAACAAGGAAAACAAGUACAUGGUAGAGCUGUUAAGACAGGACACACCUCUGAAACUGAAGUUGCCAAUGCUUUGAUUUCACUAUAUGGAAAGUGUGGCAGUAUUGAAGAUGCCAAGAUGAUCUUUUCUGAAAUGUCACUGAGGAAUGAGGUUUCAUGGAAUACUAUCAUAACAAGUUGUUCACAGCAUGGACGUGGAGUAGAAGCUUUGGAUUUAUUUGAUCAGAUGAAGCAAGAAGGUCUGAAACCAAAUGAUGUCACCUUCAUAGGUGUGUUAGCUGCUUGCAGUCAUGUGGGUUUGGUUGAGGAAGGCCUUAGUUACUUCAAAUCCAUGUCUAAUGUCUAUGGACUUAAUCCAACACCUGACCAUUUUGCUUGUGUUGUGGAUAUUCUUGGACGAGCAGGUCAACUUGAUCGUGCAAGGAGAUUUGUUGAUGAAAUGCCUAUCACUGCUGAUGCAAUGGUUUGGCGAACACUUCUCAGUGCCUGUAAAGUACACAAGAACAUAGAAAUUGGGGAGAUUGCAGCCAAACAUCUCCUGGACUUAGAGCCCCAUGAUUCAGCAUCAUAUGUCCUCCUAUCAAAUGCAUAUGCUGUUACUGGCAAGUGGGCCAACCGGGAUCAGGUCAGAAAGAUGAUGAAAAACAGAGGAAUUAGAAAAGAACCAGGUCAAAGCUGGAUUGAAGUAAAGAAUGCAGUUCAUGCGUUCUUUGUUGGUGAUCGGCUGCACCCCUUAUCUGAUCAGAUAUACAAGUUUUUGUUUGAGCUAAAUGAUAGGUUAGCCAAAAUAGGAUACAAGCAAGAGAAGCCUAAUCUGUUUCAUGAAAAAGAGCAAGAGCAGAAAGACCCUACUGCUUUUGUCCAUAGUGAGAAGUUAGCUGUUGCAUUUGGGUUAAUGACUUUGCCUCCUUGUAUUCCUCUUCGAGUGAUUAAGAACCUUCGUGUGUGUGAUGACUGCCACAGUUGGAUGAAAUUUACCUCUGAAGUCACAAGAAGAGAAAUUGUAUUAAGAGAUGUGUACAGAUUUCACCAUUUUAACAGUGGCAGCUGUUCAUGUGGAGAUUACUGGUGA